Messenger RNA from Knipowitschia caucasica, 846 nucleotides. The record is from the annotation of a GenBank genome assembly. NCBI's taxonomy places the organism in Eukaryota, Metazoa, Chordata, Actinopteri, Gobiiformes, Gobiidae.
AUGUUGGCUCCCACAGACCAGAGCAGAGAUGGGAUGUAUUCCAAACUGAUGGAUGAAGAACCACAAUAUGACAACUUCUCACCGCAGCUCUCAGUGAUUCCAUCUGUGGUGCGUCAGGGAGGAUCCAGGUCUGGUCCAUGUCCAAGUCCAGGUCCAGGUCUGGGUUUCAGUCCAGGUUUGAGUCUGUAUAGAGCCUCCACUGUGGCUUUGGCCACUCUGUGUGUGAUCCUACUCAUCUGUGUCAUUGCCGUGUCCACCCACAAGCAGAAGGAUGCAGCAAGUGGAGACCUGACGCCUCAGACCGAACAGCAAAAGCAGGAAUUUAACAUGUCUGACCUCAUGUCCACCAUCAGCAAACUGCGCGAGGAGAACAAGCAACUGCAGGAGAGACUUAACACUCCAGUGGGCAAGCCCUCUACCGUUCCCCUGACGUGCCCCUCAGACUGGCUGCUCUUCGGGGACAGCUGUUACUUCAUCUCCAAACAGAUAAAGAGCUGGAGCAGCAGUCAGACAUACUGCCAGAGCCAAGGAGGACAUCUGGCCAUUGUGACAUCACCAGAGGAACAGACCUUCAUCUGGGACCGUCUUCCUCGUGGACACUGGAACGUCUUCUGGAUCGGGAUAUCGGACGGACAUACGGAGGACGAGUGGAAGUGGGUGGACGGGACGCCGCUGGACACAGGGUUCUGGGAGGAGGGGGAGCCCAAUAAUCACAUCAACGAGGACUGUGGGAACAUCGUGAAAACCCAAGUCUUAAGCAGAGUGGCCCUGCGCAGCUGGUACGACGCCCCCUGUGACAUGAGCCGGUACUACGUCUGUGAGAAGACCGCCACCGGAGCACACUAA